GUUUAAAAAGCAGUAGAGGAAGGAAAGAAGAACAAACAUGUCUGAACUAGGCCAAAACUCUGACGGAGAAGUGUGUCCUGAGGACAUUGAUGAAGAUGAAAUCCUGGCAAACCUGUCCCCCGAGGAGCUAAAGGAGCUGCAGUGUGAGAUGGAAGUUAUGGCCCCAGACCCCGAAGUCCCAACUGGGAUGAUACAGAGGGAUCAGACAGAGAAACCCCCCACGGGGAGCUUCAACCACAGGUCCCUGGUUGACUACCUGUACUGGCAGAAGGCAUCCAGACGCAUGCUCGAGGAUGAGAGAGUUCCCGUCACCCUCUUGCCCUCUGAGAGAAGCUCUGCGGAGGAGACGGAAGGAAAGGCUGGCGGCAGUGGUGAGGCGGCCAGCGGGAGGGUGCCAGGAGCAGAGGGAAAAGAGAGACAUUACAAAAAUGAGCACUUGUCCAACUCAGGAACACAGUUUGGGGAGACAAAGAAAGAUGGAAGUGAUGAGGAGGAGGAAGAGGAAGAAGAGGAAGAUGAUGAAGAGGAGGAGGAAGAAGAUGAAGAGGAAGGUGAGAGUGAAUUGGAAACAAAGGAGUCUUACGCCAAUGAGAACCACCACAAUGAUCAGAUAAGUAAGAAACCAGGUACAGAAUCUGGAGAAAUCACAGAAAAGCCAAAUGAAAAUGAAAAGAAAAUAUCAAAAUUAAACAUCCCCAAGAAGUUAGCGCUGGAUACCAGCUUCAUGAAGCUAAGUGCCAGGCCUUCAGGAAAUCAAACCAAUUUGGAAGAGAGUUUGGAGAAAGUCCGAAAAAACAACCCAGAUGUGAAAGAGCUCAACCUGAACAACAUAGAAAACAUCCCCAAGGAAAUGCUGAUAGACUUUGUCAAUGCCAUGAAAAAAAAUAAAAACGUAAAAACAUUUAGCUUGGCCAACGUGGGGGCCGACGACAAUGUGGCGUUCGCGCUGGCCAACAUGCUGCGGGAGAACAGGAGCAUCACCACGUUGAAUAUUGAUUCCAAUUUCAUCUCUGGCAAAGGGAUCGUUGCUAUCAUGAGGUGCCUGCAGUACAAUGAGAUGCUGACGGAGCUCCGCUUUCACAACCAGCGGAGCAUGCUGGGCCACCAGGCCGAAAUGGAGAUCGCCAGGCUGCUGAAAGCCAAUGACACCCUCCUUAAAAUGGGGUACCACUUCGAACUGCCGGGGCCCAGGAUGGUGGUGACCAACCUGCUCAGCAGAAACCUGGACAAGCAGAGGCAAAAGAGGCAAGAGGAGCAGAGGCAGCAGCAAAUGAAAGAGCAGAGGGAGUUGAUAGCGAUGCUGGAAAAUGGACUUGGGUUGCCUCCCGGGAUGUGGGAAAUGCUGGGGGGACCGCUGCCUGAGCCAAGGAUGCACGAGCCCCCCCAAGCCCCGAAACCACCCGUCCCCGCGGCUGUGUCUCUGAGCAAAAGGCAAGAGAGCGCGAGGCAGCCGGCCCCCGAGCAGCCAUGCAGAGAGAAGCCCCUCAGCUUCAGGGUGGUCAAGCUGAAGAAGAUUCAGCGCAAACCCACCGUGUCAAAGUACGUGGAACCCGCUGAGAAAACCAACCUCAAAGACGUCAUCAAAACGCUCAAACCGGUUCCCAGGAGAAGGCCGCCUCCCCUCGUCGAAAUAACCCCGAGAGAUCAGCUACUGAACGACAUCCGUCAGAGUAACGUCGCUUAUCUUAAACCGGUGCCAUUGCCAAAGCAGCUGGAGUGAGAGACCAGACUGACCCAAAGAAAACAACUUGGAAUAAAGACUAUUCACGUUUUGCUUACAACUGUUUCAGCAGAUGUUUUCUGCAGAACCCAGGUGGUAUAUAUGACUCUUUGGGAACAAAGCUUGCAAUACACACUUUUAUAAGUGUGGUGAAAAUGGCUGGCAUGGGAAAAGUCAGUGCUAAGCGUUUCCAUCAGGUAUCAAACAAUCCCAGUGCCAUCUGUCUGCCAAGUGGAUUUGAGGCUCCAGUGUGUUGUGGGAGUAUUUUCUCAGAGGCAUCAAUAACCUUGCCUUUCUAGUUUGUCAGCAAACUAUUUUGCUUCCACGUUGUCCUUCUGCUGUCAGAUUCUGCAGGAGCAUGCUGUGCUUUAUCUUAUCUUUCUUUUCACACGCAUGCUCCUUUGUUAUUCUCUUGUCCAUGAGAAAUGUAUGUAUACAGCUUCAUUUUUUAGGCUAAGGAAACAGAAAUUAAAUAAAGCUCUCUCCGUAAGAUGUGUGCAGCACUUCCAUGGCUAACAAAAUGCUCACAGAACAGAACGACUGCUCUGGUACAUUGGAUACCUCGUCUUGAUGGUUUCAAGCUACAUCUAUUUCAGAACAUAGUCUAGUUGGUGCUGUACCUGAUCAGCAUAUAAAAGAUGAUGCUAUGCUCUGCUUUGAGAGCUGUAAUCUUCAGGCCCCAUGAUUCACUUCUGUCCAUGAUAUAGUCCUUAAUUACAGCCACCUUGGAGUGCACUGAAAUGCCAUUUCAGGUCUCUCUCCACACUAUUCUUGUGGAAGGAGGUUGAGCCUUACCCCUCUCUUUGCCAGUGGUUUGAGAAACUCGUAAUUCCUCCUGUUAUGGGGUGUGAAUAGCAAGUCUCACUCCUAGCAGGGUUGAAUAUGAUGGGGUUAAACCUGCAUAUACACAAUUUAGU
Tyto alba (common barn owl) is the source of this 2637-nucleotide messenger RNA. It is a transcript of the gene LMOD3, whose product is annotated as leiomodin 3. NCBI's taxonomy places the organism in Eukaryota, Metazoa, Chordata, Aves, Strigiformes, Tytonidae. The transcript is spliced from 3 exons. Gene Ontology annotation, molecular function: actin binding; tropomyosin binding. Gene Ontology annotation, cellular component: striated muscle thin filament; myofibril. Gene Ontology annotation, biological process: muscle contraction; myofibril assembly; pointed-end actin filament capping. The record is from RefSeq and is a predicted model, not a curated record. The coding region runs from base 38 to 1720 and encodes 560 amino acids.